GACGGUGGGCGCUGCCGUGCUUAGUUCUGUUCGCCAAACGCAGUCAAUUGGACGUGUCCAAAAGCCGGAAUAUUCGAAUAUAUCCAGUGUGUCCAGUGACCAGCCAAGAAGGAGUCGAGUCCAGGGCGGACGGAAUAGUGUCUUUCCUUUGCCUGCUUCACAGCAAAAAAUUGUUUGUUCAGUUCACACGGGCACCACGACAGUCAAGAUGAUACCGAUUCUGGAGAAGCUGAGCGGUUUUUACAACUCCUACGUCCUGGCCAUACUCACCAUUGGGUAUAUUCUGGGCGAGCUGGGACACUACCUGAUUGGCGUGACCUCCAAGCAGACGGCCAUCGAGCUCGACUAUGGUGACCAUGCCUGUCAGCAGAACAACUCCAUGUUCAAUCGCCACGAGCUGCCCACCCAGUGCUCGGCGGUGGGCAACGAGUCCAGCUGCUAUGCCCUGGACUUCAACGGAACCGGUUACUGCGAGUGGAACUACAAUGGUCUGGGCAUUGACUAUCAGAUUCUGGCCGGUCCCACCUUCAUCCUGAUCUUCACCAUUGCUGGGGUCUUCAUGGGCUUCGCUGCCGACAAAUACAAUCGCGUCAAGAUGCUGACCGUCUGCACGGUAAUCUUUGGCAUUGCCAUGAUCCUCCAGGGCACCGUCAAGGAGUACUGGCAACUGGUCUUGCUGCGUAUGGUGAUGGCAGCCGGCGAGUCGGGCUGCAAUCCCCUGGCCACGGGCAUCAUGUCCGACAUCUUUCCCGAGGAUAAGCGUGCCUUGGUCAUGGCCAUCUUCAACUGGGGCAUCUACGGUGGCUAUGGCAUUGCCUUCCCCGUUGGCCGCUACAUCACCAAGCUGAACUUCUGGGAUUUGGGAUGGCGUGUGUGUUAUUUGGGCGCCGGUGUGCUGACGGUUAUUGUGGCCGGUCUAACGGGUACCACGCUGCGGGAGCCGGAACGCAAGGCCAUUGGCGAGGGCGACCGUCAGACGGCCAGCGGCAAGCCGGUGAGCCUGUGGCAAGUGAUCAAGAGCCCGGCGAUGAUCAUGCUGAUGAUAGCAGCCUCGAUCCGGCACUGCGGCGGCAUGACCUUUGCCUACAACGCUGACCUGUACUACAACACCUACUUCCCGGAUGUGGAUCUGGGCUGGUGGCUGUUCGGUGUCACCAUCGGUAUUGGCAGUGUGGGUGUCGUCGUUGGCGGCAUUGUGUCCGAUAAGAUCGUUGCCAAGAUGGGCAUUCGGUCGAGAGCCUUUGUCCUCGCCGUCAGCCAGCUGAUUGCCACACUGCCGGCCUUUGGAUCGGUGUACUUUGAUCCGCUAUGGGCCAUGAUCACGCUGGGCCUGAGCUACUUCUUUGCCGAGAUGUGGUUUGGCAUUGUCUUCGCCAUUGUUGUGGAGAUCGUACCGCUGCGGGUUAGGUCCUCGACCAUCGGUGUCUUCUUGUUUGUGAUGAACAACAUUGGUGGCAAUCUGCCCAUUCUGGUGGAUCCCGUGGCCAAGGUGCUAGGCUACCGCGGAUCGAUCAUGAUCUUCUAUGCCGGCUUCUAUGGCAUCAGCUCCAUACUCUUCUUCAUCACGUGCUUCCUGCUGGACGGCAAGACAGCCGAAGACUCGGUGGAGCCGGAGUCGCCGAAGAGCCAUCCGGACGCCGUGCUCAAUGCCCGUCACAUGCACGGACACGACAACUCCGUGUUCUCUGUGGACGAGACCCUGCCCUCCAACGGACGUCCUGCCCAGCUGCCGCAGCACCUGCAGAUGUCCAGCAAUGGUUACGACAAGUCUGCUCAGCAGGCUCCUCCUUCGGCGCGACAGAACGGCGCCGAGAGCAGUAGACUGUAGGUUAGCUGUUAGUAGUUUUUUUUUUUAUUGCCUUAAUUCGUACUAUUAUUAAUUUUUUUAUUUCGCUUAAUCGUACUUAGUCCUAGGAAAAGGGGUCAGCGGUGCGGCAGUAGGGAGUAGACUUCCGUCUCCUCGCCGUGGUCGCUUCCUUACACAAAAACCUUCUUAGCGAUAUAAUUGUGUACUUAAUUCUAUAGUCGAUACAUCAAUAAAAAGCUGUUUUGUUAA
Drosophila kikkawai is the source of this 2056-nucleotide messenger RNA. The record is from RefSeq and is a predicted model, not a curated record. NCBI's taxonomy places the organism in Eukaryota, Metazoa, Arthropoda, Insecta, Diptera, Drosophilidae.